Molecule: messenger RNA, 2604 nt
Organism: Oncorhynchus nerka (sockeye salmon)
Lineage: Eukaryota; Metazoa; Chordata; Actinopteri; Salmoniformes; Salmonidae
Product: synaptophysin-like
Exons: 9
Coding region: 322-1095 (257 amino acids)
Cellular component (GO): synaptic vesicle; presynaptic active zone; synaptic vesicle membrane
Source: RefSeq, a predicted model, not a curated record
UUGGUGGCCACCGGGCAGUUCACCAUAAUCAAACAGCCUUUGGGAUUUAUGAAAAUCCUACAAUGGGGCUCUCUGCCCACUCGUCUGCCCCUGGCUUAGAGGAGAUGUGAUUGGUUGAAGCUGUCACACUUUGGAUUCCUGCCAAACUCAAACUCAGAGACAGAAAGAUGCUGUCUUGCCAGACUUUGCUAUAAAAUCGGCGAUAAGCAGCAGCCUGCAGUGUUUGGAGGAACAUUGGAGUGCAGGAGACACAGCAGAUGGUGAAACCAGUGUCAGAUCUUUGCCAUCUUUGCUUUCUCGACAUGCGGCAGCUACUCUGGCAUGUUCAAGAUGAGUGUGGAGUGUAAAAACCGGUCAGAGAGUGACCUGAGUAUUGAGGUGGAGUUUGAGUAUCCAUUCAGGCUACAUCAGGUGUACUUCGAUGCCCCAACCUGUAAAGGGGGAAACCCUGAGCGUCUGUUCCUGAUCGGAGACUACUCCUCCUCAGCUGGGUUCUUUGUCACCGUCGGUGUCUUCUCCUUCCUCUACUCCAUGGCAGCCCUUUCUGUGUAUGUUUUCAUUCUGGAGAAAUACCGUGAAGGCUGCAAGGGAGCCCAGAUUGACUUUGUUGUGACCUGUGUGUUCACCUUCUUCUGGCUGGUGGCUUCUUCUGCCUGGGCUAAGGGUCUGUCGGAUGUGAAGGCAUCCACCGACCCAGACAAGGUUCUCUUACUGAUCGAGGCCUGCGACGAACCGGAGAACCGCUGCCGUGAAGUCCAUGACCCUGUCGUCUCUGGUCUCAACACAUCUGUGGCAUUUGGCUUCCUGAACCUGAUCCUGUGGGGAGGGAACCUGUGGUUCGUGUUCAAGGAGACUGGCUGGCUGGCAGCUUUUGGAGGCACAUAUGCACCUUCCCAGGAGAAAGCGCCUGCCCCAGAGUCCUUCGGCCAGGACGGCUAUGGGCAGGAGGGCUAUGCACAGCAGGGGGAUGCCUAUACCGGCACCCAGGGAGGCUACCAGCCCGACUAUGGCCAGGGCGGCUACACUGAGGGAGGUGGAGACUAUCAGCAGGGGGGAUACGAACAGCAGACCACCCCUUACGCCAAUCAGAUGUGAGCUGGUCCACCCUAUGGCAGCUGGAAGCUGGGGCCACCAUGUGAUUUAGGAGUGUGGUGCCUGACCACCACCCACAAUUCCACACUCCUCUGUUUGUCUGUUUGUGCAUUUGUGAGUUGACAAGAGGAGGGAGGGAGGCAGGCAGCGAGGGAUGGAGGAAGGUGGGCACUUGGAAGGGGAAGUUAUCAACACCGUGUCCCUUGGGAGAGGGUUAUUUUGUUGAGGGGGAAAUGGGUCCUUACUGUAACAUGCUGUUUAUUCUCGUGAUGUAUUUAACUGUGGAAGACAACAGGGGAUUCAUUGACAGUUUGAUCGCACAAGGACAAACUGGAAUACAAAACCAAAACAUGAACAUCAAUCUUUUAAAGGAAUAACACUUAAAUGAAGGACAAUAAUGGUAGUAAUAUUUAACGUGGGAGAAUGUAUUUGUCUGUGCUAUGUAAAUAUCAACAUAUUCAUAUAGAAAUAUAUGUACACAGUUGAAUAAUUGUGCACUCCAUAUUAGUUGUUAUACAACGAAUGUAGAGAACAGAGUUAUUCAGUUGUAUUUACUUCAGUUCUGUUUAGGAGCUCACAUAGUUCAACCCUCGUUGUUUUUUAAUAUUUAUGUUUUGUGUUUAUUUUAUUUCUCCAUGUGUGUUUCUCUACAUUUUCAGUUUAUUUAGUUUCAGAAUAGUUAUUUUCUCAUUGUGCUUUUUUAUUUGUUCAACAUUACUGAAUGAGUUUAACGGGAUAGAGUAGAGAAGAUGUGAUGGAGAGAUGUGAUGGGUGAAGACAAAAAAAGAAAGCAAAAAGAAUGACGAAUUCAGAGAGAGAGUAGAGAAGAAUGAGAGAGGUGUUAGCAGUGAUUCAUGUAUUCAUUACAACUUGUAUUCAUUGUCUUUUAUAUUUUUCCAUUGAAAUAUUACUCAAGGAUUUAGCUAUGUUUGUUGAGAAAAGCUGAAAUGCAAAAAGGAGAAAAUGCAUCUAGGAUAAUGAAAAAGUAGUUAGCAUGGUACGAAUUGGUAUUCUGCUAAUACUAUGCUGUUCCUAAAAACUGCUGUAUAUACUAUGCUAUCAACACUUUUAGUUAAAGAUGAUUUGAGGUUGUGAAGUCAACUGAUGUUAAGGGGAUCAUUAUUUUUUAUGUAGUUCAGAACUUGGCGUCAGAUAGAUUGGGCCCAGAACCUUGUCAUGUUUCCAUCGACUAUUUAUCUAGUCUAGAGAUGAGUCAUAAAACAGAAUAAGUAAUCAUGUUUAUUCACAAUUUAUUUUGGUCAUCUGAUCAAAACGCAUUCAUAUAUUUUCAUAGAACUAAAUCAGUAUGGCACAAUGUGUCAUUUUCAAGACCAUAUACAAGCCAUAGAAAAUAAGUAUUUUUACAUAUUAAUGUAUCUUGUUUCCAUUUACAUAAAAUAUCCUGCAUCCCUGAUCCCCCCCACACCCACACAUUCACUCUCAAAAGCAGGUUUUUGCAUGUGUCUGACUCCUGGAGUUAAAGUACCCUGGAACCAAAUUGAGAGGGGGUGC